AUAAAAAAAAAAAUAUUAGCUGGCGAGGAACGAUAUUUGAAAAACGGAACCUGAAGCAUGUCGCGAUGAAUUUUGCAUUUAACGAAGCACGCGAUGAGGAAAACAGAACCGCCCACUUUGAUGCCAGGCCGUACUUUCUGGAGGCGUGCCGAAGACGACAGAUGGGCACACGAAGUUCGGGAAAAGGAUCUUCUCUCGCUGGAUUGAACUUUCAGUCGGCGAGAUGGACGCUUCGAGAAGGCGUCCUGGCACGGCGGACUCCUCCGGAGGUUUCCGCAAAGGGAAUUAUUCCGCUGAAGAGGCCAUGUCCUUGUCCUUGAAGAUCCUGCACCUCGUGGGGAUGUGGCCGGCGGGGAAGAGCGCCGCCUACCAGCUGUACACGGUCGUCAUGUGCUCGAGCUACCCGCUCUUCUACCUGAUGAUGGCCUGGUUCUUCCUGGCCGGAGGGAAGACGACGACCAUGUACCUGGAGCAAGCGGGCGUGGUCCUGGCGUUCGUCCCGGUGACGUUCAACGUGGUGACGGUCCUGCUGAAGAGACGGCGGCUCCGGGAAGUCGUCGACCGCCUGAGGUCCUUCGCGGAGCGCACCCGGUGCGCGGGAGUCCUGCGCGACGCCGUCAAACAGGAGAGGAGGGUGGUCCUGCUGGUGUCCGUCGCGUGCCUGCUGGGCGGCUCGUCCAUGCUGGUCGAGCCCGUGGGGACAUACUACACGGUCCCCGACGACUCCAACACCACCGCAGGGCUCAGCCUCGUCUUGGAGAUAUACCCCGAGGGCCAGCUGGGCGGCUUAGCCUUCGCCGCCAUGUUCGCCUUCCAGGGCCUGGUGUUCCUCGGCCUGUUCGUGACCUUCGUGCCCGUGGAGGUAUUCCUGUCCGUGCUGGUACUCCACGCCGCCGGCCAGUUCGAGGCGCUCGUCAUUCUGGUGAGAAACUCCGGCUGUCUCGACAGACGAUGGCCUUCGGGCACCGGGGAGGGACACACACCUGGCCAGUCCCAGACGAGAAGAGGACACCCCGCUGGGUCGAAGGAUGACUUACUGCAGCUCACGUCCGAGAUGCCUGAAACUCGGCCCCACAAAAAAAAGCCCGCUUCGAGCACAGGGAUGUGUUCGGAUCCAGCAGAAAGCAGAGAUAUGGCACGUGUCUGGCAAAAUAUUGUUGCCUGCCAUCAGGAAGCUUUGAGGAAUGCGACGGAGUUGUGUGAACUUCUUAGAAUGGUACUGUUUCUAUACUAUGCACUGACGUCUGUUGUGAUAUGCAUGAUAUUGUAUCAAUUUAACGCCGCUGAAAGUGUUUUCGCAAAGGUCUAUAACUGCUUCUACUUGACUGCUGUUUUAUUGCGACUGUUCAUCAUGAGUUUUCUCUCAACCAGGCUUUCAAAAAAGAGCGAGCAGAUAAGUGACGAAGUAGCUGCCACCGAGUGGUACGAGUACAACAACGGAGUGAAGGUGACCCUGGUCAUCAUGAUGAGCAGAGCCCAGAGACCUGUGCAGAUGUGGGCAGGGAGGUUCGCCGUCAUGUCUCUGGAGACGUUCAGCGCCAUACUCAACGCUGCGUACAGCUAUUUCAACGUUCUCAAUAGAGUUACAUGAGUGA
This is a messenger RNA of Bacillus rossius redtenbacheri, 1595 nucleotides long. RefSeq lists its product as uncharacterized. Gene Ontology annotation, cellular component: plasma membrane. Gene Ontology annotation, biological process: sensory perception of smell; detection of chemical stimulus involved in sensory perception of smell. NCBI's taxonomy places the organism in Eukaryota, Metazoa, Arthropoda, Insecta, Phasmatodea, Bacillidae. The record is from RefSeq and is a predicted model, not a curated record. The coding region runs from base 224 to 1591 and encodes 455 amino acids. Gene Ontology annotation, molecular function: odorant binding; olfactory receptor activity. The transcript has 5 exons.